AUGUCUAUCCAGCUAACGAGCGAGAAAUUUUACACUUUGAGAGAUAAAGUGCUAUAUGCCAGAACGAAAGCGUACUGUCCAUAUUCUAAAUUUUUUGUAGGUGCAGUGAUUUUGACUAAAGAUGGUGACUACGUGUCCGGAUGUAAUGUGGAAAAUUCAAGCUAUGGAGGUACCAUAUGUGCAGAACGCACUGCCGUUGUCAAGAGCAUCUCUGAGGGGAUUCCCAAGGAAGAUUGGGUAUGCCUGGCGGUCAUAGGAGGCCAUGAAAAGAUUGUUUCACCGUGUGGGAUCUGUAGACAAUUCCUUAGCGAAUUUGUUCCGGGACAUUUCCCAGUAAUCAUGUUCAGUGGUGAUGGAUCACGACACAAGUUAAUGACCAUGAACGAAUUACUACCAGAGAAUUUCAAUUCGGAAUUCUUGUAA
Molecule: messenger RNA, 423 nt
Organism: Kazachstania africana CBS 2517
Lineage: Eukaryota; Fungi; Ascomycota; Saccharomycetes; Saccharomycetales; Saccharomycetaceae
Gene: CDD1
Product: cytidine deaminase
Exons: 1
Coding region: 1-423 (140 amino acids)
Cellular component (GO): cytosol
Molecular function (GO): cytidine deaminase activity; zinc ion binding
Source: RefSeq, a predicted model, not a curated record